Molecule: messenger RNA, 6277 nt
Organism: Uranotaenia lowii
Lineage: Eukaryota; Metazoa; Arthropoda; Insecta; Diptera; Culicidae
Product: beta-1,3-galactosyltransferase brn-like
Exons: 3
Coding region: 348-1562 (404 amino acids)
Cellular component (GO): membrane
Molecular function (GO): UDP-glycosyltransferase activity; hexosyltransferase activity
Source: RefSeq, a predicted model, not a curated record
UCGAUCGCGAACUUUUUUUUUAAUCGUCCGAAGCAGCAACAUAUAAUUAAUUCGCAGGUCUUUUUCUCUGACCAUGCAAGCUGAAAGAAACGCACCUUUUUCGGCAAAAGAUGAUAACGGGUUCGCCGAGGCGGAGAAAAUAACGUUUUAGUGAUUUUUGUUCCGGCUAUGGGUUGGGAAGUGAAGUGAAUCUGAAACGGGUACCCAAACUUGUAGGUAUUGAAACAUACGGGAAAAAUACUAUUGAUUCGGUUAAUUUAAUUAGGAAAAUUAUGUAAGAAAAAAAACAAUCGUAAGGAUCAACUCUAUUUACGAAGAAAGUUUCUAGUAAAGUACAGACGGCGAAAAUGUUGCCACGGAUUUGUAUCAAAUUCAAGUUGAAAUACUUCAUUUCGGUGAUACUAGCGGUUCUUUUGUUGGAUUACUUGGGAGCGUUCACACAUGUCUUCGAGGAGGAUUUCGACCAGACCUUCCACUAUCCGAUGGAAGGGGACAUUUUAUCACAGGUCUACCAGUUGCGGCAUGGACAGCGCCCAUCAGUGGAUCCGAUAAAUUCAUAUAACUACUCGUAUAUCACAGAUUGUAGCCAUAAAUGCAAAGAGGAUGAUCGACUGAUAGCUCCAAGGUUGGUUUUGAUCGUCAAAUCUGCGAUGAAAAAUUUCGAUCGUAGAGUAGCCAUUCGCAAGAGUUGGGGUUGGGAGAAACGAUUUUCGGAUGUGAAAAUUCGUACGGUGUUUAUGUUAGGGAGACCGGCUGUUCCCGAUCGGAGACUGCAAUCGUUGAUCGAUUUGGAGUACGCCAACUAUAGAGACAUCGUGCAGGGCGAUUUUGUGGACGCGUAUUUUAACAAUACCAUAAAAACGAUGAUGGGUUUCCGGUGGGCCGUAACCCAAUGUCCCCGUGCCAAGUUUUAUAUGUUCGCUGAUGACGAUUUUUAUGUGUCGUCAAAGAAUUUGCUCAAAUACGUUCGUAAUCCGGUUAACUAUCCGGAAUAUCUAGAGGAAACGGACGAGGCGCUUCGGAAACUGGCUCGCCGUCUCAGCCAAACAACCACCAAUAAUAAUAGCAGCGAUAGUAAUAGUCUAGAAUCGAAUGGAACCAGGCCACUGGUGCCGUCUAAAAAGCUCGAAAGAAAAAAGCGUCAAAUCUUGAACAUGGACAUGGAAUUACCGAGUGACGUCAAACUAUUUUCUGGGUUUGUGUUUCGAUCAGCGCCGCAUCGUCACAGGUGCAGUAAAUGGUACGUUUCGCUAAAAGAAUAUCCGUGGCACAUGUGGCCAACGUACGUGACGGCCGGUGCAUUCCUGCUGUCACACGAAGCCCUUUUCGAAAUGUACUACGUUAGCAUGUACACUAAACAUUUCCGCUUUGACGACAUCUAUCUGGGCAUCGUGGCCCUGAAAGCCGGCAUCGAACCUCUCCACUCCGAGGAAUUUUACUUCCACAAGGCACCCUUCCUGGGGCCGCAAAGCUACAAGUAUGUGCUGGCAACCCACGGCUACGACGAUCCUGAAGAGCUAGUCAAAAUUUGGAACGAAGUCCGCGCUGCUGGCUACGCGUAAUCAAGGAAUUGAGUCACCCAAUCCAUGCGAUACAUUUCAAAAUGUAGUUCUCCCUCAGGGAGAGAAUUUCAUAUUUUCAAAAAAUAUGUAACCACCCAUCUAAUAUCCGUGUAGUCCAAAGACCGAUAAACAGUAGUAGAAAUUUCGCAAAGUAGCCACUACAAGUGAACAGUUUUUAGAAGUCCUAACAUUUUUUGAUAACCCAACUCUUAAAAGUAGGAUAGAUAGUGUGUGCGAUGAAUUUCCAUCGGUGAUCAUUGCAAUUACAGAAAAGACAUUUUUGCGGGAAACUGUGAAUCCUUAUAGCAUUUCAGCAAAACAGCAGCUCUCAACUUUGAAAGUCAGUUUUCAGACUUUUCUUAGACUGAUGUGAUAACCAAACAAGUAGAUUGAACAGUUAGUUUUUCAGGUACUGCGCUAUCAUAGGUUUUAGGGUCAUUUUAUUUGUGACAUAUGUCUUAUCAGCAGAAGGAAAUCGAAACGAGUACAUCGCAUAUUAUACUGAUUAUUCAUUUAGAAAAACAAAAUCUAGUCUUAAGAUAUGCCUACACACAAAAUUUUCGAGGCUCCACUUAGCAAAAAUUAGCUGUUACUUUCCGUUAGCAAAAGUUUUUUUUUACUAAUGAGUUAGCACUUUCUAAUUUUAUCUUUAAAUUCGCUCAAAUUGAGUAAAAACAACCCAUUUACUGCUGAAUUUAGUAUUUACGGUAGCAUGGACUCCAACCGCGGUCGUAUUUUGCUUUAUUUCAGCAAAUGUCAGAUCAGCGAGCAGCUAACCAAAACAAAGAAAAAGAAGAAGUUUUGCGCAAUCGAGUUUUGUUUUGUUAAAAUUAUUCCGAUUAAAUUCGUUCGUUCGGUCGCGAUUUCAAAACAUUUCGGAUCAAAUUAGUUCCCGGUUCCAAGAGUUCCGUUUUCCGACGGUUAUUAAAAUAAUUAUUAUCGAAAAAAGAAAGUUCUGGAAACAUAUGGGAAUAGUUUUCAACGACGGUUGUUGCCGCGUCUGUCAGCUUUCUUGGCUCUGACGGGAUCACGACCCGGGAGUUACUGUUCAUCAUUUGGGUCGUCUGUGAGCCGUUUCCACUUGCGCUGCAUUUUCAAGUGGUUUAAUUCCGAGAUGGCAGUUCUUGCAUUCCCGGUUUCAACACACCGAUUUCGGAAGGCUGUUUUGGUGAGGGACAACCCCCUGGGGGGUAUAUGGCAUUGUAUGAAAAAGUGCUAGGGAGUUUGAUGUUAUUUUUGAGUUUGAAAGAAUAUUAAAAUUUUACCCCUUGUUUUUUCAGAAAGGAUAUAAAACGAUCCUAGUUAGGAGAGCUUGAAUCCGGAUUCGAAAAGAAUGAGGACGGUGAUUAUUUGUGAGCUAAAAAUUAUCUUAUUACGUCCUGGGUGUUUCAGUGAGGAUUUUUUACUGGGUAAGUGUUUUUUAUUUAGACAAGUCUUCAACAGUCCAAUUGAAUUUUCAAAUUAUGAAAGUAAUCAGUUUUUAAAGAUUUUGAGUUCUUAUAGUAAAUAUUUAUUUGAAUGUAAAAUGGAUGAGUACCUAUAGUAUUUGAACGUGAAUGUAAAUGUGUAACGAAUAGUAUCUACUUCGUAUUGAUUGGGCUGGAACAAAUAUCAUCCCCCUCUCUCCCUUGCGAUGUUCCAACUCCGCAAUUGCAUUUAAAUGCAAAAUAAUAUUUCGAUGUGGUUACAUUAUUUUAUCACCAAAUUUACUUACUACAACAACCCCAAAUAAGAAAAAUUAUUGCUAUGUUGAAGUGGCUUUCCGUGGUCGGUGCCACAAAUAAAUGAAAUACUAAAUUUGGCAAACAGACAUUAUAUUGUGCAACUUUAUUCAGGGUUGCGAACUUUCAAAGUCACCCAUUUUCUCCCUUCCCAUAAAGAUAAUGAUAAAAGCGACUUACAUCAGUUAUUGCUGCAUGCUGUUGUGCCCAUGUUCGGGAUUCCUCGAGCGACGUUCGCUUCCGACCCGAUGCAUGCUCAGAUUGCUUUGGCUGUGGCGCUCGACGACGACGAAAUUGAUUCCUGCGGACCCAGGGGAUCCCUGUCCUUCCUUGUCCGACCCAAUGUCCAACCUUAGGGGCGCGGACCGGAUAUUCCGCUGAUCAGCACCACGCUGGCGCUGCGAUUUGCUAUUCGACCGUCCGCCGAGGCAAACCAGUACACUUUUCUUCCACAGGCUGCACUCACACCGCGGAUCGCGGUAUCUUCCGGCUGACGCUUGACUCGCGCCACAGAAUUUCCGGAAACACCUCCUCACGCUUGUCAUCUGCUGACCAAUCUUCGAACGGCGGUGGAAAACAGAAGCUCACCUCCCACUGCUCGGACAAAUCCACGGGUGGAUUCAAAAUCCCGCUUCUGAGUGAUUGCACUUGCGGUCACAAUCGGAAUGACCUCCCUUCUCCGUGUCUUGCAAGUUCGACCACCGGAAAGACUCGCAGACGGCAGUGUCUCUGGCACCAGGUUUUCAAACCGAAGAAGGUUCCCGUAUGUGGUUCUGCGUGAAUGGGAAUCGCAUGCAAAAGGUGACCGCAACUCCAGCAACAGGCUAGCGGCGAUUCGAUAAAAGAAAUGCCCGUCAAAACGCUCCUGCUUCGGGCGAUAAUAAAAGUGCAAUGCCACUGGGCGGCACGUAGACGCAAACCGCGUAAUGUAGGAAUUCGCUCCUCGCUGGCUGGAUUUUCCGGAUGUUCCCGGAACAAACUGUUCCUGCUCAAAUGGCCUCACGGAAUGGAUUGCCGUAGGGGUCUUCUGCCGACGUCAACUUCCCGUCUCGUGUCUUCAAAACCGGAAGUGGUGUCCGGAUUGAAUUUCGGAACCGAUCGCCAACUGCUGAGCGAGGUAAACCGAAAAUGCAAAUGCGCAAUCCCCGUAGGCGGCCCUGGAUGUCAGCGAAUUAAAAUGUUCCGGUGUGAUCGGCCUCACGGAAUGGAUCACUGCAAGGGCCUUCUGCCGAGGUUCGCCUCGGACCACGUGUAUUCUGAUCCGGAAGUGGUAUCCGGAUUAAUAUUCGGAUCCACUCGAUGACUGCCGGGCUACGCAAACAGCGAAUAUAAACGAAAAAAAAAGGGUCCUGUGGGAACACAAAUCUGGUCAGGCAUAAAUUCAUUUUCCAAUUCGAAUGUCAGUACUUACAGUACACCUGACCCCUUUUUGUGUCACUUCUUCGUUUGCCUGUUUUCUGGCCGCUUUGCGGUUCUGCACUGGGCUUAUUGGCGAACUGGCUGGUGGUCAGAACUAAAGUGAUAUUUUUGUUAAAAGUCGGUCGUGUCGGUGGCAAUUUGCUACGGCUUACCUGUCGACUCUUCGUCACGUGUGGACAGAUUCGUUCCCUUGCGCUUUCCGGGUUGAAAACGACCGGAUUAUGUGGCGCUCAGUUGGUGGCUUGGCGACUAAAACAAAACAUUUUCCAUGAGGGAUUGGUUGAGUUGAUACCAGUUAGGUUAUUCUCACCUUUUCCUUGCUUUGAGCCGUGAUCCGCUUCAAGUCGUCUUCGGCCUUACCGGAUUCUUGGAUCGCUCGGUUCUUUGGGUAGCUGACGGCGAGAUGCCACUGGAAUAACGUUUUCCGUAAGCGAAGGGUUUGCGUCAGAGGUGAUUAUAAUGCUGCUUACCUGUGGCUUCGGCCGAGAAAAAAUGAUUUUCCGGGGGCAGUUUUUUUUUCACCAAUGGCGCACUCUUACUUUUUUCAGCACUUUCUGUGCCCUCUUCCGGAAGCGCAAUGUUGCCAACUGUCAAAUGGGGCUUCUUUCUAGGCCUUUCUAGCCAAUUCUUGGCCGUACGAAUGUUGACAGAUGUCAAGCCCGAGUUUCUACUAUGCCUGACAGAUAUCUGGAUGAAUAUUUUCUUGCAGUUGCGGAUUUCUGUACCGUGUUUUGCUCCAGUGUUUUGUUUUUUCUUUUGCAGUUUUUAUUCACGCUUAAUAAUCUUUUAUGGGGGAAUGGGUUAAUAAUAAACUGUUUGCGAAUAUGCUCUUAUCGUAUCAAUAAUAAUCAACAAAAUAAUCAUAUGUAACAGCUAUCAGGAAAUCAAAAUAGAAUCUGGCCGUCUAGCUAUUAUAAUUUCAAUGUAUAUGCGACAGCAUAGAAAGUUAUAAUAAUUAUUUGUUUUUCAGAUUUUGUUGACGGAGAUGUCUGAAACAUCGUGGUGACACUGCAUGCCUCAAGUACGCGAUGAUGGAAGAAACUGGAAAACUUCCCGAGAUGAAACUUAUGGUAAUAGCUAUUUCUAUGUAUGUUUAUAACAUUAGACUAACUUUCUUUUUCUUCUCAGGAACUAACUGACCACCAUGCCGCCAAACUAAUACCGGUGUCAACAUUUUCAAUUGAUCGUGAAAAGAAAAGUCCGAAGAGAUAAGACCCGCAGGGAAAUGCAAGCAAAAAUAAAAAAGAAUAGAAGAUAAAAGCACAUUAAUUCUUAUUUAUUAUAUCCGAGAAAGAAAUCCCGUUCAUAAAAAAUAAUGAAAUUUUAAAUUUUACUCAUUUUCUAGUAAUUAUAUUUAAAAAAAAAGUUGCUAACAUUUUAGCAAACAAUUUUUAUUUUGCUAUACAAUUAGUAAACUUCUAGUCAGGACACUUUUUUGUAUUUUGCUAAAAUUUUAGUUAAAAAAAUUUGCUAAAUUGAUUGCUAAGUACUUAGCUGGUCAAAUUUGAGCAAAAUUUUGCUAAUUUCCGGCCUCGAAAGUUUUGUGUGUAGUUGUAAGUGUUUCAUCUUAUCUUA